GGGGUCCUCUCGUACGCAUGCGCGCGAGAGGCAUGGCCAUUGGCUGGUCUGUCCCAGGGAGACGAGGAAGCGGCUGCUCGAGGCUGGGAAAGGAGCGAGGGCAGAAGCGGAUAGCGGGAGUUUGUGCCUCGGCUGGGCGGCAUGGAGGAGCUGGACGUGGAGCCUGCGGUCACUGUGCGUCGCUUAAGCGGGUCCCUCCCUCCCUCGCUCGGGGUGUUUGUGGGUCCCGUGGAGGGAAAUGGGAUCCGGGGAAGGAGGUGGGGCUGCAGGUGUAGGAACGCAAGGCUCUGAUUUGGGUCCCCCCCCCCUCGAUCAUGGGCAAGGAACUUGAGAAUUGUAGAUUUGGAAGGGAACCCCGAGGGUCAUCUAGACCGACCCCCUGCAAUGCCGGAGUCUUUUGCCCAGCGUGGGGCUCGAACCCGUGACCCUGAGAUUGCUCUACCGACUGAGCUGUCUCCAUUCGCCUUUGUGUCGGAAUAGGCAGGUUUAAUAAGUUUCCUCCUCCUCCUCCUUCACCACCACCAGCAACCUCCUCUGCAAAGUGAGCAGAGGCAGUAACGUCGUGACAGGGCCAGUUUUAUCUUGUCUCUGGCCUUUCUUGCAAGGAGCUCAAGGCAGCAUGCUGUGGCUCUCUUCCCCCAGCCCCAUUUUAAUUUUACAGUUAUAACAGCGCUGUGAGGUAGGCCUGGCUGAGGAAUAAGGGCGUUGCUCAGUGAGCUUCAUGGAGUGUGUGUGGAGAAUGUCAUUCACGUGCUUAGCCUGACCCCAACCACUCCACUUCAGAGGCUUGCUACAGUGGUACCUCGGGUUACAUACGCUUCAGAUUACAUACACUUCAGGUUACAGACUCCGCUAACCCAGAAAUAGUACCUUGGGUUAAGAACUUUGCUUCAGGAUGAGAACAGAAAUCUUGCUCUGGCAGCAGCAGGAGGCCCCAUUAGCUAAAGUGGUGCUUCAGGUUAAGAACAGUUUCAGGUUAAGAACGGACCUCCAGAACGAAUUAAGUACUUAACCCGAGGUACCACUGUAUUUACCUUACACCCCACAUCUCCAUCCACUUGUUGGCAAAGAAGCAUAUAACAGAACAAAAGCACGAACAAACAAAAUCCUAACCAGCAGCCCUGUUCCUCAAGGCUUGGCCACUGACCAAACUGUGCCUCCUUAAGCUGUGCAGUCUUAAGGGCAGCUGGCAGCUGGAGCCAGUUUGCUUUUUCUGGCAGGGUGCUGAGAAGCCAACUCCCCACCUGCACUCCUUUGGCCCGUGGAUAGGAUCAGGCCGGUGUACCUGGGAGGCAGGGAGUGCCAGUGGCAGAGUAGUUAGAGCAGUGGUUCUCUUAAGUUUUUUCUCUGAGCCAUGCUUUCGAAAUAAAAAUUUGCUCACACCACACCAAAUUUUUUAUUGGUGGUACAAUGGGUUCUCUUGUUCCAAAAACUCCCUUUAUUCAUUCUUCAGCUCCAACACCCAAUUAAAAACAAUUCUGCGGGACAGCCAGCAAAUCUCUGAGUGCAGGAAAUGUUUUGAUUCCAUGUCUUUGCAGAGUCAAGCAAAUAACUGUGUAUUUAGUGGUUCUGCUUUGAUGAAAUUCACAAUGUGCACAGCCUGAUCUAGAACCAAAUCAGCUACAAGGGUCUUGGUGAUUAAUGCCUCUGUGUAAAAAAAACCUCAGUGAUUUGAUACUGCAUCUGGAUUUUUCUGUUUGAUGAGUGCCACUGUCCUGAUACCCCAGUCGAAAGAUGGGCUCGUGGGAGUGGUUUGGUGCAGGCAUUAUUAUAAGAAAGAGUUAAGUUUACAGUAAGUCACCCAGCCAGGCCUCACUGCCAUUACAGAUGCAGGAUGGACACUGCAGCAGUGAGAGCUUGCCGUGACUUGUCUGCACUCAGGCAGAUGUUUAUACAACCCUUAUUCCCAAAGCAGCACACUCCGUUUGCCCCAAACCUCCCAUCAAAGCUGGCUAGUGAGGCCAUACGUGGCAGCUAUCCAAGGCUUCUCCCCUCUCUGGGCCUAAAGCCCAGCAUCUCAAGGACUACAGAUAAGCACAGCAUCAAAGCAAGUCAAUUAACAUAUAUCAAAGCAAGGAAACAUAAACAUAUAUGAGCUCAUUCUUGCAGCAGCUGCUCAUUAUUUCGGCUGGUUAUCUUGACUAUCAAGAUGGCAUUUGCAGGCUUUCCAGAACAUUUCACUUUGGUUCAACACAGCUACCAAGCCUCUCAUAUUCCCUGUCAUACAUGGUGCUCCAUCUGAAAAAAUUCCAAUACAAGAAUCCCAUGAAAUCUCAUUUUCUCCUGCCAUGCUAGUGUGGCGCACCACACCCUUUGAGAACCACUGGGUUCCUCAAGCUCAGGGGUCGGAGCCCAGAGCCCAGCAGGAGCGACAGCUCCCAUCAUCCCUGACCGUUGGCCAUGUUAGCUGGGACUGAUAUCACGUGGCAAGGCAAGGCAAGCAUGUCCAAGAUCGUAGUAGGCAGUUGGGUUUGGUGUUGAUUGAAGAUGUAAGGGUGUGUGUGUUUUUUAAUGGAUAGAACUUGUGAGGUGUUCUUCAGAAGAGGGUCACUCUCUUCAUUCCAGCUUUUGCUGCUGUCAGUGUAUGUACAGUGGUACCUCAGGUUAAGAACUUAAUUCGUUCCAGAGGUCCGUUCUUGACCUGAAACUGUUCUUAACCUGAGGUACCACUUUAGCUAAUAGGGCCUCCUGCUGCCACUGCGCAAUUUCUGUUCUCAUCUGAGGUAAAGUUCUUAACCUGAGGUACUAUUUCUGGGUUAGCGGAGUCUGUAACCUGAAGCGUAUGUAACCCGAGGUACCACUGUAAUUUAAGUUGCAGGUUUUUUAAAAAAAGUGUACUUCGUAACAGAUGUGUUUUGAUUUCAGCAUUGUUACCCUAUUUGCCUGUCUAAUUCCCUUCCUUCCUUCUGUUUCAAACAGCUGAUUCCAGAAAUAAAUUCUGACAAGAAACAGUUAUGUUUCGAGUGGGGACCUGGGGAGAUGCUGGUGUGUGAAACAUUGUUUGGAUCAACAGGUUGGUAACCUCUGUUACUAAUGUGUAUGUUUUUGAUGAAUUAAUAAUAGUGAAUAGGCCCACACAAGUCCAGGGAUGGAAAACCUCGGGCUUAGGGAUUGCAUGUGGCCCUCUGGGCCUAUCUAUCUGGCCCUUGGAACCAUCCCCAAGCAUUUCUGCGUGGCAGGAAUGCAUCCCUGAACUCAGUUAAUGAUUUCUCUUGCUUGCCUGGGUGGAGACUAGAGAGGGAUGUCUGAGUGUUGUAGACACUAGCAGACAGUACAAAGGUGAGGUUGUCAUUUGUAGCUGCAGCUGCUUUUAGUUUUAGCCCCGCACAUCACUGGUAUGUGGCCCUUGGAAGAUCACCCAGAAGGAAAUGUGGCCCUCUGACUGAAAAUGGUUCCUUCCCCACCCCUGCCUUAAUUCUAGCAGAGUGUUGAUGUGGAAUUGCAUGUGGUGGGCAGGAGCAUCCCAAGACAGAAAAAGUUGGUUAGAAUUAGCGAGGGAAGAGAGAUUAAUUCGAAUAAAGGUGAAAGAGAGAACAGGAGGACACAGAAAUAGAGAUUUAUAGUUUUAGACAUUGCUGCUAUUAAUCUUACUGGGAAUACUGGUUAAAAAUCAUUGUCUGAUUAUUGUUUAAUUUUUCAAUAAUUAUUUAUAACUACUUUGGCAUUCAAAUACAAUCGCCCCUUCUUUGUCCCUCAAAGUAGACUUGCUAAGUGGUCCUCCUGAUGCCCACUGAACUUUCAGCACAGGCUGUGUUAAUGAAUUUUAGACUCAAAAUGCCUGGGUACAUGUACGCAACACUUAACAUGGCUUAAUUUAGUUCAAGCGCUAGGGAACCUUUUUCAGUCCAUGGACCACAUUCUCCAUGGGCAAGUUGCCAAGGAUGGCAUCCUUGUGGCAGACAGAGCCCAAGACACAGGUGUCUUGUGGUUAGAGGCAAAAUUGGGCAGAGGAUGUGUCACCUGAACUGAGAGAGGUGGCCUGGGGAAGGUCCACAGGGCUAGAUAGAAAAGUCUGGAGAUCCACAUUUGGCCCCUGGGCCUGAGAUUCCCCUCCCUGGUCUAUAUGCUUUAAGAUAGGAAUGGCAAACCUAUCAGCACCUAGGUGGUAGCCCAUGUUGGAAUCCCAUGAACAUUGUUCUGAACUCUUUGUUAGAUCACUGGGACAAAGUGUAAUGAAUUAAACAGCAGCCUUGUUCAGAUAUUUGCAACAGUAGUUUUCAGACUGUGCUUCUAGGAAACCUGCGAGAUUAUCAGAAAUGGCACACAAACUUCACCAAAUGACAUUUUUUCUGAGGCAGUGGCGUGGCCCAAUAAUCCUGGCUUAACACCCCACAUGAAAUAUGAGUUCACCCUCAAGAACAUCCUACACAAAGCUUCAAGGGUGUAAGAUUCCCCCCCCCCAAGCAUAUAAAUAAUGGCGAGAAAGAUCCCAAGAAUGAGGUCAGUUUAUAAACGAAACGAAACACUAGUACAUGAGUAUGUGUUAAAAGCAUCCACGCCCUUACCUUUACAGAGCUUGCAUGGAACAGAGGGAAUGUAGAACUACUUUGGAAUACAUAUGCACCCAGAUAACCUCAGCGUUUUUUGUCGUGUCCCACUGUGUUGUGGGGCUGAUACGCACAUUAUUCCCAUGGUGAACUAACGGUGUUUGGCUGUAUUAAAACUUGUAUGUGAUUUGUUUCAGAGGGUAAAGAGAAAAGGCCUGACUGCCCCUAUGUCUACGUUGUUCGCAAAGAUCUAGAUAUAUACUCUCAGACUUUGAGGAAGCUUUUCAAUGAAUCACAUGGGAUCUUUGUCGGCCUUCAGAAGGACGAGAAGGAAAAGCUUGGGAAGUCAAGGACUGCCCAGUAAGUGAUCUAAAAAUCUUCAUGUUCUGAGAUCAUCCAGGUAGGGGCAGUGUGCUAUAGUGAUUCAUUCGUUGAUUUGCAACAAAACCUUAUGAGUGUGAGUGUGCAUAGCAUUGCAGCCUCAGUAUAUUGACCUUAUUUAAUCUGAAUGUUUCUUCUGUAGCCACUGCUAUUUUCAUGAAUUCACUUGCUGUCUACCAGAGGGAUGUAACACCCUAAAUAAUGUUGAGGGAUACCAGUGUGGCAACGGAGAGUACAUUUAGUUCAUACUGCUUUCCAAGCUCAUGUAUGGUGCUUGGAAAGGGUCUGUCCAUAAUUUUUUUCUUUUUAACUCAUUCUAAUUAGACUCUUCUACUUUUGUCAGGUUGGUUCGAGUGAGCAAAAACUACCGCUCAGUCAUAAGAGCCAGCAUGGAAGAUUCUCAUCAGUUAGCUAGUAAGUUGUCCUACAGUGUUAAUGUGAAAUGCGGUGGACUUGAGUCCACAAUAUAUGUAUUUUUUUGUUUUGGCAAGCUGAUCCAAAUGUAUGAAUUUAUUGUGUAUACUUGUUUAUAAAUUCUGUUGAUUUUAAACAGUUUUAUUAUGUCUUACUUGUUUUUGAGAUUUGUUGAUUAUAUUUUGAGAAACGCUAUUUUACACUUUUGUGUAAACUGCUUAGAGAUAUUUAUUGUGGUCUAUAUGUAGAUUUUGUAAUCUAUGCUCUUCAUUCAGUGAGCUACACUACUAAGUGGUCUGUACGAUAUAAUUUGUGAGAUGAUAACAAUAAGAAAGUAGUCUGAAUGGCUCAUGAAAUUGAGCUGGUCUUACAAGAAGUCAGUUUGGAAAUCUUUUGAAUCCCAGGCUCCACUGGGACCCAGAAGGUUCAGGUGAUGGGGCCUUGGCACAGGAAUAAGAACUACAGCCUUUUGAAUGUAGCUGAUAAAAGUGCUAAUUAACUAAGUACACUGAAGAAUGUACAGUGGUACCUCUGUUUAAGAACAGUCCGGUUUAAGAACGAUUCGGUUUGCAAACUCUGCAAAACCAGAAAUAGUGUCCCGGUUUGAGAACUUUACCUUGGUCUAAGAAUGGAAUCCGAACGGUAGAAGGGCAACGGCAGCGGGAGGCCUCAUUAGGGAAAGCACGCCUUGGUUUAAGAAGGGCCUUCCAGAACGGAUUAAGUUUGUAAACUGAGGUACGACUGUACUGGUUUCUCCAUACAGAAUGGUAGAUCUGGAGUGUAAAUGUUUCUUUGGCUCAGAGAGCUAAGAAAAAGGAGAAAACCCUGACUUGUAUAUUUUUCUUUUGUUAGUUUCAACACAGGACCCAGCAAUCCACAUGCAACACAGCACUGAGGUAACCUAAAUAUUUUUUUUUUGUGACAUUUGAGAAUAACUUUUUUGCUAGCAUCUGCCACAGAGCUUUGCAGCAGUGCUAAUUUCUAUUCAAUUAGUUUUUUGGAUUCUGUCAGAAUCCCAACUUCUCUUGUUGCUUAAUUGUCUUGGAAAUACAGGCCUACCUUGGAGGUGUUGCGGGUUCGGUUGCAGACCACCGCAAUAAAGCACUGACAGAAUUUUUCCAGAAAAAAACAAGUGCUGUGAUAACUUAUUGUUAUCACUAGCAUUGUCAGCAACUGCAACCUGUCAUAAACUCAGUUCUAAGAUGUAUUCUUAUUUAUUAAAUUUCUGUGCCUCCUUUCAUCUGAAGGUCACAGAGCGGUUAGCAAUAUAUUUAAAGUAUUGCAAUAUAUUCUGUAAAGUGGAGUUCAUCUAGUUGUGCACAGGAUAUUACUCACUGUAGUUUGAUCUUUGUAUUUAAAAAAAUAAAAUAAAAAGGAGAUAUUUAGUGCCUGUGGAAGCAGCCAGAUACUAAUAAACCAUGGCAAAAUCUUCUGAAGUGAUAUCCUAUGCUACCACUUGCUGUUCUUGGUGGCCAGCCAUGCAAACUUGUUCUCACCACUGAGACUGCCUCUUAAGAGGCGUAGGGUCUUGUGUAACACAAUGCUGAGUUUCAGAGGUACUCAAGACAGCAGAGGAGCAAGCACAAACCUCUGGAUGAACCACUUCCCCACCUCCAGGAAAAAGAGGGAGGAAGGGAUGCUUCAGAUUCAUGCCUACAAGGUGAACUUUAAGAACUGGUGUAGUAUGUGCUCUGGCUGCUGCAUUCAGCACUGGUUGCAGCGUCCAAACUCUCUCCAAGGGCAGCCCCACGUAGAGUGCAUUGUAGCAGCCUAGCCCUGAGGUUACCAGAACGUGGAUCCCUGAAGCCAAGCUGCCUCUGCUCAAGAAAAGCUGUAGCUAACCUAUUCAUGUGAAGUUGACUCCAAGCUCAACACGUGUCAUUUUUAAAUAAGCGUCUGUUUUCCUCAGGUGUCCACUUUGUCUGCGAUGGAGUUGAUCUGGAAUCUUUGUGAAAUCAUGUUCAUCGAAGCAGCACCAGGUGAAAAUUGGACUAAAAUGAAGUCAAAAUGGCGUGCUUUUUGUGUUGGAAGUAUCUGCAGGUCGCUUUUUUAAAAAAACAAGAGAUACAGUGGUACCUCGGUUUUCGAACGUAAUCCGUUCCGGAAGACCGUUUGAGUUCCGAAACGUUCAAAAGUUCAGGGAAGUGUGACUGGCCCAAGGUCACCCAGCAACUGCAUGUGGAGGAGCGGGGAAGCGAACCUGGUUCGCCAGAUUACGAGUCCACUGCUCUUAAUCACUACACCAUGCAGAAACAAAUAUCUUUUUUGCAGCUGGUUCUCUCCUGCGUCACCUCCUUGACUGGGUUCGUCUUCAUGUGUGUGAUGUGGACAACAUGCUUUGCGAUGUUCUGAGGAGCGAAAGCCCCGCAAAACACAAAAACUUCUGGGAUGCGGUGAGUGAGGAAUUUUCUUAGCCAGAAAGCAUUUGCUUCACUCCCCCCCCCCCCAGAAAGAAACCUAGUUUGAACCAAAAAUAAAGGGCUACUAGGAACGAUUUCUAUGAAAUGUGCGAGAUCUUUUUAGUUUAAAUCAAACAGAAUCAUUAUGAGGAAGGAAGACCGUUACAUGUUAAGCAUCUGUCAAUGUAAGUUGGAAGUGCUAUGUACCAAUAAUAUUUUUUUGAGCUGAUGUUUCAAGACCUUUCCCCAGCAAGAUACGCACAAGGGAUUUGUGUGCAAGGCAGUAGUUUGUAGCUCUGUGAUUGCGAUAGAUCACUGGGUGCAGAGUCAAGCUGGAGGUAUUGAUGCCGAUGUUCUAUCUAACAACAGACGCAUGGUCAGCUCUGCAUAAUGGCAGCAUGUUUUUUUGUGGUAGGAAGAGGAAUAGUCCUUUACAUUCGUGCUACUUCAUGGCUUGGUCGAUUGGGCUAGUCCCUUCUUUAGGAUGCUUACUUUUCAUAAGCUGCUGUAUGUGCCACUGCAGCUGCAUGCAUAUCGAUUUAGUAUGUUAGUAUUAACAUGUUGGUGCUUUCUUGGGUUCAACUCAGUUGCAAAAACCUUGCCUUUUGUUUUUGCAGUUAACUAUCUUGGUGCUGCAAGGUCGGAUGGACGAAGCUCGGCAACUGCUUUCUAAGGAAGCAAACACCAAUCCCACUUCAGUGAGCAUGUGCAAAAUUUUGGACGAGUUGAUGAAGAAGAUGCCUGUUCUCUGUGUAUGUAAGAUGUUCUUCUCAUGCGCAGUGCGGUUUGUUUAUCCCGUCACUUGGUGGAUUGUCCGAAACCGGUUUGUCGUUCUGAUCGCGAUACCGGUUUCAGACAUUUUGUGUUGGCAAUACAUUGCAGUGGUCAGGGAGCCACGAUGUCUUCCCAGCUCAGAUUGCAUGCAGAUGGCAAAGGCGCAGGCAGGCAGAAGGAGCAUGAGAAGGUUCUUGGGCUCCAUCUUCCUGUGCCUUUGAGGAAGCCAACCCCCCCAAGGUGGGGAGGAAGAAGCAGCCGAGAUACAUUCCAGACAUCGUAGUAUAUCAGCAUAUUGCACUAUUUAGCUGCUGAUAUAUCACAAUGUUGAAAACCAGAUAUUGUCCAGCCCUACCUGCCACUCUUCCUCAGAAGAGCCCGGGGUGAUGUGUGCGAAAGAUGCAAACAAAAUACAGUGGUACCUCUGGAUGUGAAUGGGAUCCGUUUCGGAGUCCCGUUCACAUCCUGAAGAGAACGCAACCCACGCAUGCGCGGGCCGCGAUUUGCCGCUUCUGUGCAUGCGCAUGACGUCUUUUUGAGCGUCUGCGCAUGCGUGAACGACGAAACCCGGAAGUAACUCGUUCUGUUACUUCCGGGUCACAGUAGAGCACAACCCAAAAAGACUCUACCUGAAGCAACUUUAACCCGUGGUAUGACUCUACAACGCAACAGCUGUAUGCUGAAAAAAUAAUUGUAACAGAUUAAUUAAAACAAAUACGUGCACUGCUUAUUAGGAGCACACCUCUUGCUUACGGAAUUGAGAAGGCCUGGCAACGUUCUGCUUGGCCGGUGUUAGCAGUUCAUGCAUGUGCCUGUUUUUUGAUUAUUUGAAGCUGCUUUCUUCUGAGUCAGACCAUUGGUUCAUACAGCUCAGCACUGUGAGGGAGCUCUGGCAGGAAAUCUCCAAGGUCUCCGAACGGGUUUUUUUCCAGCCACGUUACCUGAGAUCCUUGGCAAUGCUCAAGGUUGAAACGGGGACUUUAUGAAGCGUGUUUUUUCUGCCACUGAUAAGGAUUAGGUCAUUCUUCUUCAUACUGCUUUCAUUGUUGUAGGAAAUAGGUUUAUUUUGUCUCUGUGAAAUAGUCCUGUAAUCUUUGGUGCACCUUCAAGAAGAGAGUUGCUUCUGGGUUUCAGAUAUGGGCUUACGUAUUUCCAGACAUUGGAUGCAGAAGGGGAGAGGGGAGUGCAGUACAUAUUCGAAAGGAAGUUCUAUUAACAUGAAUGAAAUUGAUUAUGUAAAUGUGGACAGAGGUGCUUGUCAGCGGAGCGUUAUCCUGUUGUUGUUCUCCAUCCCAAGAAAGAAGGUUAAUGAUACAGUGCCUGUUUUGGCAUUCCAACAUGUGUGCCCCUUUUCAUUGGAUAAAACAAAAUUUCAAAAAGCUUUCUGUUCGUGCAGAGUUGUUUGAAAGCACUGUAAAUUAUAGUGUAAGAUAGAUCUAAAACUAGGAAAAUAGGAAACCAAAUUGCAUGUUUGUUUGUUUCUUCCUUACCAGCCUAGCAACACCCAGACUUUGACGGAGAUGGAGCUGAAAUGGCAGCAUUGGCAUGAGGCAUGCGAACGGUUCCUAAAGGAUGGGACAUUUGCUUCUAAUCCGCACAUGGAAACCCUCUGCAAGGUGGGUAAGAUUGAAGAAUGAAAUAUUAUGGUUGACUCCAUUACUGAGUUUAAAGCAGUUUGGGGUAUAGGUUCUGCAAUUGCAUUGAAGACAUUUGGAGCUUGAAUCGUUUGGCUGUAUUCUUUUCUGUCAUACGGUGAUCUUGGGCGAGUCACCAAUACGUCAAUAUCUUGAUUUCAUUUGUUUUUAUGAGUCAUAAACCCAACAAAUGGGCUAGGACAAAGUGUUUGUGCGUGGAAGGUAUAUUUCAUUGACUGGGUUCCUGCUCUGGAGCCAGGAGGAAUGACAGACUCUCAGAAGUGGUCUAUAAAACCAUAACUGUUCUUACUAAGGCUGAACAUCCUUACUGAGGAUGAUUCAACAUCAUGUAUGUUCUCGGGUGUAACGAUUUGGGGCUGCUUAUUAAGCGACGCUCUCUGCUGAAAGGUUGCAUUGCUAGUACAGCUAACACUCUGCUGCUGCACCCAGAACAGGCUACCUACCUACUUUCGGAACAUCAGAAACACCUGUGACUGAAGGGGGAAAAGCUAGGAGAGCUUGCUCAUGCCCUUUCUGGCACAACUGCCUUAUAGAGUUAGCUCAGUUGCAUCUUUUAACAGUCCCCCAGACUGGAAGGAAUACUAGGGUGCCCAAGGAAAUACUAGAUCCCAGGUUCUUGAGACAAGAUGACCUGUGUUUUCCAGCCAGAUACAUCACUUGCUCUUCCUUAACACACCCAGUCUUAUACUUCUGUAGCAUGCAUGAGCCCUAGCAGCCUAGGCUUUGUGGGCUAUUACCAGAAUCCCUAAGCUUGGCAAAUACGCAUUCCAGACCCCAACAGCCCAAUUAUAUGAAGCUUUAUUUAGAAGAGGAGGUGGAGGAGGUGGCAAAUGGACAAAGCAGGUUAAAAAUAAACAGGAGCUCUGUGGUUCAGAUCUACCCGUGCUGCGCGAAGAACUUAAAAACGGGUUUCUCAGUCUACUCACCUGUAACAGAACAUAGUUGGUCAAAUGCAUAGUUGGUGGAUGAUGGGAGGGAGCACUGAAGUGGUUUGUUUUUUCUUCGUCAAGAUCAUGGUGGGAGAUGAGAGCGCCAUUUUAGAGAAGAAAGACCUCAUGACUAAUUGGUACCAUUUUCUGGUAACCCGGCUGUUGUACUGCCACCCUACUGUGAAGCAUGUGGAACUCCAUCUCUACGCACAGGUAACUCGGGGGGGGGGGUGGAAUCACUUUUAGAGUAGAGCCGGCCACAACCUUUGGGCCACCCAAGUGGAAAAGUGGCUGGCAGGCCUGUCCUUAUGUUCCACCCACAGUUUGCCAUGCCUUCUAGCUCAUGACAGUGAGAGGAAGUGUUGGGACUGUAGGUGAGCGAUGCUCAAGUACACUGGGUAUAUCCCAGACAGAGCCAUCUGCCCUUCCUGCCACCGACACUCAUGAGAAGCUUAAGUAGCAAAUUUUUGAAAACCACCACACUUUGUACCAAAUCCUACCUGAUCAAAAGAGGGCCUUCAUUUCAUAAUUGUGCUUGCCUUGACCUGGGAAAGUGAGCAUCCUCGGUGUUGAGUAAACCCUACCCCUUUCUGUAUUCCGCAGUCAAGCAUGGACCUGUUCCUGGGAGCAGAAAGCAGCCCGGAGCCUUUAGACAUCAUCUUGCUGGCAGCCUUUGAAUUAGAUAUCCACCAAGUGAUUAAAGAAUGCAGGUGAAUAUUGCCAUUCUUGUCUGAGAGCAUUUGGCCAGAAUUCCAUCAGCUUCACAGUCCGGUAUCCCAAGUAUUGUAGGGCCCAAAUGAAUUCUUGCAGAGUAGGUUACAGCAUCCAGCCUGGAGCUUGAGGCUUCUUGUCGGGGGUUCAAAAUCUGCUGCUUGUGCUGCUGCUCGAUCCCGUCCUUCCCGCCCCUUGCCUUUCGCUGAGGCGGGGAGGACAGGAGAGCCUGCAAAUUUGCCUGCCGAAACUCUGUGCCCAGAAUUCCCUUUUGGGCUUCUUUUGGGGUGCACAGCACCCUUGUGCUCUCCCCAGGACCCUAUUGACUAUUGAGCCUUUCCCGGAGGUUAAGGCCCUUGCUCUGUUGCCAUUAGCGGCCUCCCCGGAAGUCCAUAUCCUAAGUAUUCUAAGGCCCAAAUAGAUUCUUGCAAACAUCAUGGUGGGUGCAUAAACGGGAAUAAAAACGAAGAGCUGGUGAAGCUAAGAGCUUCGUGGCAAAAGCAUGCACAGAGAAAAUGAGAUUCUCUUAGGUGCGAUAACGUUUGCUAAAUUGGGCUGGGGGAAACUUGUCAAUUUUCAGAGACCAAAGAAAUAGUUUUGUGUGUUAAAUUAUCAUUUUGCCUUCCCCCCCUUUUACUCCAUGUAUAUACAGCAUUGCCCUGAGCAACUGGUGGUUUGUAGCCCAUCUGACAGACCUGCUGGAUCACUGCAAUCUUCUCCAGUCACACAACCUUUAGUGAGUUACCCUUCUUUAGUGUUUUUGCGUUUUAUCUGUCAGUGGUCAGGCCAUCCCUGUGAGUGUGGUGUUUGAGAGGUCCCUUGGCGAUCCUGUGGCAACUGGCAGUUCAAAGGCAAACAUGUUUAUUAUCUGUCAGAUAAUAACUAAGAUGAUUCUUAAAUCUUUGCUUUACUUUUAAAAACUGCUUAGUUUUAAGUUUCCUUUUUUAUGGUAAUGCUUGGCAUUUAUUUAGCAUUUUAAAAGUCAUCUAAAUUACAAUUUUAUUAAUCGUUUUACGUAUCUGGGACUGAGACUGAGAGUACACAAGGUUGCCUAAGACAGUUUAAUGAACUGGAGACACUUCACUCUACUAGCUCUUACUGACAAAAUGAAUCUAAAGUGCUUAUUCUUUUGGAACCGUCAGCAGUGCUGUGACAUAUAUGACAGAAUAUCGCAGGGCAAAUCCAUCUGCCUUUGUUAUACUCCCUAAGGGAUGGUUAAGCUCUUAAACUCCCACUAGAAUCUUGUUCGAAUAAAAAUAUUUUUUGUGUGGGGUAGAGGUUGUUGUUACAUCCUGUCCAACAACUGCUGUGGUUUUUUCACAACCAAUUGCUUUGAUCAUAGUGCCUAGCAGUUCAUGUUGUUAGUCAAGAACGAAGGAUUUUGAAUGUGGACUAUACUUCUACAUACACAUUCAUCUUGGAAGGUUACAAAAGUCACAGAUGCAGACUUUUAAUUUGUUCGUUUUCCCUUCCUGAAAGCAGUGAUGGAGAGAAGUGUAACUUGGUCUUUAGACUGAAAUGUAGUCAACCUUCUGUUGCUCCCCUUCCCAAUGAUGACUGACUUACAUCACUUAGCUGAGGAAAGGGAAAAUGGCAGAAACCGUUAUGAUGAACCUUUUGUCACUUUAAUUCUGAGCAAUUUUGGUGUUCUCUAGGAGGGAGAAAAUCACUCAGAAUUAAAGUGACAAAGGGUCCAUCAUAACAGUUUCUGCCAUUUUCUCUUUCCUCAGCUAAGUGAUGUAAGUCAGUCAUCAUUGGGAAGGGGAGCAACAGAGGAGGGAGAAGGGGAUGUGGGUGGCGCUGUGGGUUAAACCACAGAGCCUAGGGCUUGCCAAUCAGAAGGUCGGCGGUUCGAAUCCCCACAAUGGGGUGAGCUCCUGUUGCUCGGUCUCUGCUCCUGCCAACCUAGCAGUUCAAAAGCACAUCAAAGUGCAAGUAGAUAAAUAGGGACCGCUCCGGAGGGAAGGUAAGCGGCGUUUCCAUGCACUGCUCUGGUUCGCCAGAAGCGGCUUAUUCAUGGUGGCCACAUGACCCGGAAGCUGCACGCCAGCUCCCUCGGCCAAUAAAGCGAGAUGAGCGCCGCAACCCCAGAGUUGGCCAUGACUGGACCUAAUGGUCAGGGGUCCCUUUACUCUUGAUAGUUUUAUUGCUUUAUUGCUCAGCGUAUAGCCACACUUCCCCCUGCGAGCCUCUGCAGGUCGUAAAGUAAUUAGCAGUUAGCAAAGUUGCACAGCGGUCGUGUGUCGAAAGAGCAGUGAAUGAGUCCCAAACGUUUCUUCUGUCCUAAUAUUUCUUUAUUGGCACAAAAAUAGCGUAUUUACAAACUCCAACUUCCAACUGAGUUAAGCUGCAUUUUCUCUCUCUGCUUGCAGCGACGCAACAGACUGCUUUCGCUUUCCACUCAGCUCACAGCAUUCCAAGCUGCUUUCGUCAAGUCCUGGCUUACUUCCCUUGUAAGCGCCUCCUCUCAGGCUCGAGGCACAGGUUAACCCUUCACUACACCCAACAUUUACCUUUUACCUUAGGAGGGAGAAAGUCACAACAGAAGCUGUUUCUUGAUUAGGGUUAGCUCAGUGCUUGCCACUAAUUAGUGAUUAUUCUGUCCGCCUUUUCAUUCUUGUUUCACUAUUUGUAGAAUAUGAAACAUAUGUGAACUACUCUUAACAGUGCAGAAGUGAUGUUGACACAGAAGGAGACUGGGGUUUUAAUAACUGACAACCGGAGCAGCCCUAAAUUCAGUGGAAGUGAUUACAUGGAAAUGGGAAUUUUUAAAUAAUGUGUUCUUCUUUUAGUUUUGGUUCCAAUAUGCGUGAAUACCUCCUGCUGGAAUAUGCUUCUGGACUCUUCUCUCAUCAUAGGUAGCAAUCUUGUUUAUUUUUUUUAAAAAAUACAUUAUAGUAUUGUGAAGCAGGAGGAGAGAUUCUGUUCUGAAGAAAAAGAAUAGUAAGACUCUGAAACAUGGAGAAGGGUUGGUUAUGCUGUAUUAAACUCAUGACAGUCGUUUAAGCCAUUUGAUGAUAAGUGCUACUCUAAACACUACCUCUCUUCUUACAAAUUUAAAAUACAGUACUGUAUGUUGUUACCAGUAUAUUAUUUUACAGAGACAGAAAAUGGCCCAUUAGAUCAUCACUCUCUUAAAGAACAGAGGCCAGGGUAGUAUUUAGAAUAGCAGUUACCAUCAAAUGGCUUCUAGAGAAGAGUAAAAGCCGAUUUAAACCCAAAGCUAACUUAACAUAAGGUUCCCCUGCUGCAUGAUCACCAAGUGGCCUGUAAUUUUUAAUAUAUAUGCAUUCAUGUUAGCUUGAGCACCAAAAUGUCUCACUUGCAAAUUUUUACUUUCCAGAAGCUUGCAGGGCAUGUGGCAUUUCAGACUGGUGAGAACUCUAGAUGUUCCUCGCAUAAGGGAUUCCAGUGUAGAGUAGAGGAGCAAUCCAGACAAAAAUCCAAAUUCUUUUUUUGUGUGCUAAGGCAUUUCUUAAUUUGCAUCUGUUGAAGCUGAGCAUAUGGGAGCCUGACCGCAGUUGCUCUUCAGCUUGAGUGAUUGAUUGAUAAGCCUAAUUGGUCAAAGACUUGGGAGUCAGGCUUCUAAACAUAAUAUAUCUGCUUCAGUUAAAGUUAAUUGUGGCUAACAGUGCAAUCUGAACCAUGUCUACUCAGAAGUGUCCUUAUCGAAUUCAGUGGUGCUUAUACCUAGCUAGGUAAAUAAGGUUAGGAUUGCAGCCUUAAGUCCCACUGAAAUAAACACUGCAAAGUAAUCUUGGCUAAUUUAAGUUCCAUACAUCAACUGUAAUUUGUUUUAACUGAUAUGAAAUGGUUACAAAUAUUUUUUUAAAAAUAUUUAUAAAUGGUUGUAACUGGUCCUUGCUCUUUGUGGUAAAGCCCGGGUAAGAUUUCUAAUACAUAAUAAAAUAGUAAUUUCUUUAGUGGGACAUGGUACAAGUAACUAUAUCUGGAUAUUAACUUUGUAUUUCAAGAUUUAAACAGUUUUCAUUGACUUCAGAUAUCACUGAGUAUUUUAAGGAAUGUGAGGCUUUCACGUUCACAACCCACAAAGGCCAGAAUUUUUAAAGUUCAAAUUCUCAUUCUUUUUAUCAGAAGUAUCACUGCAUGGACUAAGGACGAUGAUCUAGGGGAGGAAGCGCACAUGAAAAGUGUCGAGCGUACUUUUUUCUUUUCAGAGGCUGCUCCCACAGAAUUCCAUGCCGCCAUUUUAGCUUUUCGUUUUGAAAAGCUCCCACUUCAGUUUGCCCUGUGAGCUUGGUAGGGUCUAUGAGGGCAGCUUCUGCAAAAGGAAAAGCUGGAAAGAGUUUGUGCGCAGAAUGCGUGAAGACAAGCCUUUGGCUCGUGGUCUGUGUGUCGUGCUGUUGUUGUGAAAUGGCUUCUAGUAAGUUAUUUUGUGAGAACUGCCUUCUGAAAAGAACUAUUCAGUCACUCACAUUUCUUCUUUGUAGCUUGUGGCAGCUUGCAGUAGACUAUUUUGACCAUUGUCCAGAAUUUGGCAGGGCGUACUUGGAGCACCAUAUUGAACGGAUUCCUCUGGACACAGAGCAUAAGGCCCUCAAAAUACUGAGGAUCUGUGAGCAGAGAAUGAUGACCGAGCAAGGUACCUUUCUUCAUAUUUAUAUAUAUUUUAAUCCGUUCAUAUAAACACCAUUUACUGAGUGCAUCUCUCUCCCCUCCCAAGUCCGUAGCAUCUGUAAGAUCAUGGCUAUGAAAGCUGUCCGGAACAAUCGCCUCGGCUCUGCCCUGUCCUGGAGCAUCAGAGCAAAGGAUGCUGCCUUUGCUACCCUCAUAUCAGACAGGUAAGUCUUGCUUAAGGGGAGAGCCAUUUAGUCCAGCGGCAGUAACAGCAGAGAGAUCUAAAGGUGGUUCUUGGGAUAACCUGGCUAUUGGAAGACCAACGCUUUGGUUUUGAAUUGGCUUUUGCACCUGCAUGUUAGAGGUGGGUUGGGCUCCUUACACAAAAGAGGGCUAAGCUGCAGAGCGCAUAACAAAAGGUAUUGCAGCAUUAAUGUGCACAUAGCCCUUCAGCACCCAUUACACACAAGAGCAGAGUGGGACGGGGGUGGCACUAUGGUCUAAACCACUGAACCUUUUGGGCUCGCCGAUCAGAAGGUCGUCGGUUCAAACCCCUGUAACGGGGUGAGCUUCCGUCGCUCUGUCCCGGCUUCUGCCAACCUAGCAGUUCGAAAGCACCCCAGUGCAAGUAGAUAAAUAGGUACUGCUGUGACGGGAAGGUGAAUGGCAUUUCCAUGCGCUCUGGUUUCCGUCACGGUGUUCUGUUGCAUCAGAAGCAGUUUAGUCAGGCUGGCCACAUGACCCGGAAAGCAGUCUGUGGACCAAUGCUGACUCCCUCAGCCUGAAAGUGAGAUGAGCGCCGCAACCACAUAGUCACCUUUGACUGGACUUAACCGUCCAGAGGUCCUUUGCCUUUCUUCUUCUUCUUCUUCUUUUUUUUUUUACAAAAGAGCAACUGGGUGAGGAACUCUGAGCUGCAUUUCUGGAAUAUUGCUGUUAACCUGGAACAGGAUAUAUUGUCAAUUCUGUGUUGCUUCUCGUUCCAAUGGAAGUCAUAUGCUCCAGUGUGUAGCUUUAGAGAGAGUGACUGCGCACAGAAAGGGGUCCCAGCCUUCCUAGGCUGUGACAUACCUGCAAGGCAAGAAACCUCCACUUCCAAGCUGUGACCUGCAUAUGCUAAUGACCAAGCAGCAAUCAGCAUUCAAAUACUACACCCAGGGGGUUAAACUGGCUCUUAAAAAAAAAAAAAAAGGAAGGUAGUUUGAGGCUGGAAUGCCUCUGAAACUGAGAGACGCAAAGUACUGCACUCUCAGGGCAAAUCCAAGUUCCCAUUUGCAAGCCCUCACUUUGAGGGGAAAUGCUUAUGUUAAGCACAUGGGUAGGCAAACUAAGCCAUGGGGGCCAGAUCCGGCCCAAUCGCCUUCUCAAUCCGGCCCACAGACGGUCCGGGAAUCAGCGUGUUUUUACAUGAGUAGAAUGUGUCCUUUUAUUUAAAAUGCACCUCUGGGUUAUUUGUGGGGCCUGCCUGGUGUUUUUACAUGAAUUGAAUGUGUGCUUUUGUUUAAAAUGCAUCUCUGGGUUAUUUGUGGUGCAUAGGAAUUUGUUCAUUUCUGCCCCCACUUCAAAAUAUAGUCCGGCCCCCCACAAAGUCUGAGGGACAGUGGACCGGCCCCCUGCUGGAAAAGUUUGCUGCCCCUGGUUAAGCAAAUUGGAAAAGCUUUUAAAGAUCAUUUGCUGUUCCUGCCUGAGGGGGUUUGGUCAGGUAAAAAGACAAAACUAUAGUCAUCUCAUAGUUUAUACCAGGAGUAGGAAACCUAAAACCCAUGGGCCAUAAGCGGCCCACGGGGGUUGUUUAACUGGCACAUGAACUGCCUCCGAACCGAGCCGCCCACUCGGCGAGUCUCUGCGCACUGCGCUAAGCCAGCACUGCAUGGGGACUCACUUCCACGGCGCCAGAAAUCGCAUCUGCGCCAACGCCGGAAAUCACAGCAACCCGGCCCACGGAGGGAUCUCCACUGGAGUGAACCGGCCCAGGCAAGGUAAACCUUGCCGACCCCUGGUUUAUACCUUACCUGAGGGUUGCUUUCUGGAAUUUCGUUCCACUACUUCAUCUUUAAUAACAAAGAAGCUCUCAUAGGUCCAUUUUGGGAAGGGUGCUUUCUUGGUCAGUCAUUUCCAAAUUGCUACAACUGCUGGUAUGCCAAGAGAAAAAGGAAAAAGGAAGCAUCCAAGAGUUAAGAAUGAAGUGUGCCUCUCAGUUCAAUUCAGGGGAAUACAUGUGACUUGAUUAUUAGAAGUUUAGGAAGCACUGUUCUCAAUUCCAGGAGGCAAUUCCAUUCACAACAGCAGGUUUUGAGUCUAUAGAAUACUUGUUUGUAAGAGGAUGGCAUGUUGAAAUGAAGUAACAAUAUGUACACGUUGAUGGUUCGGAGUGGUAAUAAUCUUCACACCUAUUCCGCCCUCUGUAGAUUUCUGAAGGAGUACUGUGAAAGAGGCUCUUUUUCAGACUUGGAUCUUAUUGACAACUUGGGACCAUCCAUGCUGCUUAGUGAUCGGCUGACAUUUCUUGGUGAGAGCUAUUUCUUACAGCCUCUUUUGAAAAGGAACGACAUGGUGCGCUGGGCGAUGACACCACCACUUGAGGAAAGGGGACUGAAAUUCAUUUUGCAGUGCAUGCGUGAAGCAGUGCAAAUUCCACAUCUCGGAACAACCAACCAUGAAACCAGUUGUUACAGCCUUGCUUAGCUGGAGGACAUAACAGUAGUCUUAUCAUGAGUAACUAGACAGACUUUCUAAGACGUUUCCUCUUUACGUCACAAAGGGCAUAUUUGUUUUUUUAAAAACCACAGGAAACAAAUGCUUCCAGGUGUGGUAACACUAAUGUUGCUGGCUUGUAGCUCAGACAACCACAGGAACGGAUCCUUCCUCUGUGGGCCUUGCAUCAGUGUGAUGGCAAAUUGAAUUGAGGUUUUCUUAUUGAUAAUCCAGUGGAGGUUUCAAGGAUUCCAGGGAACUAAUAAUAAAAUAGGAUAACGUGGCUGGAUCUGGCAAUAUGUAACUACUGAUUUCUUUUUCUUAACAGAAAUAGUUAGAGGGAAUGUGACACAGCCUAAUCAUUUUCCCAGCCUGAAGGCACUUUGAAACUAGAUAAAUUAAUCUUUCAAAUGCCCUGGGUACAGAAGUGCAGCCAUAUAAUGCUGAAGUUGGCAUCAGGGUGAAAUUGAAAACAGAAACCGUCUUUAGCUUCUGAGUUUCUGCCUGUGUUUUCAUGUUCUUAUUUAGCUUCUCUAAAACUUUAAGGUCUUAAUAAGAUUUUUUUGCUUACUAAAUGAAAGGGGAGAUUUUCAGGGCUUUGAAAGCUGGUCCAGUUUGCAUCAAUAGCUGCAAAUACUUUUUUAAGACUCCCUGAGAAGUAGUGGUUGUUUUCGCUCUUUCUCAGCCUUUGCCAUCCUGGUGACUUCCAGAUGUUUUGACUGGCAGGGUUGAUGGGAGUUGUAGCUCAAAAUAUCUGGAGGGCACCAGAUGUUGGCAAAGCCUGCUGUGCAUUAUGGAAACAGUCUGGUAGCAAUUGAUCAUGAGUUGUUCCAUUGACAUGAAUGGGGCUUAAUUAAUGUUAGUAGUUGUUGGUUGCAACUGCCUCCUUUACUGGAUUGCCACCAGAAAUUUCAGCUUCCCUUAACGACCAAGAUGCUAGGUGGCCAUAAUGCAAUUUUAAUGGCUCAGUCUUAAGAAAUGGCUUUGCAAGCUGACGGUGUGGUACCCUGAAAAUGUGACAGGGCUGAAUUAAUGUUUGGAUACAGGGAAGUACCGGGAAUUUCAUCGGAUGUAUGGCGAGAAGCGGUUCUGUGCAGCGGCUAAGCUGCUGUUGACAUUGAUGACAGCUCGUAUUGCUCCUUGCUCCUUCUGGAUGACCUUACUGACUGAUGCACUUCCGCUCCUGGAGCAGAAAGAGGCAAGUAUGAUAUUUCCGAACAGUAGAAACACCUGCCGGUGGCGGUGAUGGUCUAAGGAAUGUCCCCACUUUCCUGGGUAAACUAAUCACUUGACAGGGAAGCAUGUGACCCUGUGCUCCCAUAUCAAAUAGCUUUCAACAAAAGCACAGAGGAGCUCCAGAGCUGUAUGGUUCUGAAGAUUCACAGUGGCAGCAGAUAGGCAGCCAAGUGCACUCUGUGUAAUUGCUAAAACUCCGUCUAGUGUUCACAGGGGAGAUGGAUGUGUGACCUUCCUCUUUGAUCAUCUGCUUCUUCAAAGAAUCAGACUCAUUACUGAAAGAGCUUUAGCGUUCCUGCAGAUGGGUUCAGUUAACCUUGAUACUAAGCUGUAAGUCAUGAAGUUUCCCCUGAGGUUCGCUCUGCCCAUUUCUCAAGGGCUUGUAUUUCAGAAAGCUGGUUAACUCUGAAUCCUUUUCAGUUGGACAAAAAUGGAAAUGGUGCUCUACAGAAAUCAGUUGGCCUUGGUCCACAGCACCCAACCAUCAAUUUGCAACACUUUUCCUAAAAGCCACAACCAGGCUGAGGAAACCAAAGUGUAGAUAUUCAGCUUUUUAAUCUCAUUGGUCACUGAGAUUACACCUUUCACGUUUAGAUGUAUGACCUGCCACACAUCAGCGGCUUGAAAGUCCACCUCCAGUAAAUAAAUGCUGGAAGAAAUUGCAGUUGUAUGAAGGUAACUACUGUUUUCCUCCAGGUGAUAUUCUCUGCGGAACAGACAUACGAACUGAUGAAAUGCUUGGAAGAUGUGAUGGCAGCAGAAUCGAAAAACCAGAAGCUCCAGGUAAUCUUGUCCCAGACCUUGGCUUCAUAUCAUGGUUUGUUUGGAGGGAAACUAAUCGGUCUCUGAUUCAUAAGAUAACACUAAGCCUUGGACCUUGGUUUUUUGCUCCCUGGAGAAAGAAUAAAGCAUGUUCACAAACUAUUAACUAUGUUUCACCAUGAUGUGUGGAUGCAGCCUCGUCCUUUUCCUUGAGCCCUUGAAGAAGUGCAGAGGGCUCCGAAAAAUGACCUGAGUUUUCUCUCACAUGUGGUGUAGCUUGAGAAAAGGCCGAAACAGCAGAGGAAACAUCUACUGAUCCCCGCAGCCUAAGAGUGUGUUAUGAAAAGAAGUUUUGGUCUCAAGGUAGAAAAAAGGAAGAAUUCAUAGCAAGUUACAUGAUAUAUGGCUAUUUCUAGCAGGUUGGAACUUAGCCAUUUUAGAACAAGAGAAAGAAACCGAGACACUUGGUUCCAUGCAAUCCCAUUUUCUGUGACUGUAGUCAUAGCCCCUUGAAAGAUGCUUCCACGUGUUGAAUGCAAACUAACAGGAAGCGCUUUCUUUCCCAACAGCCAUAAAGUAAGCUGGCAGAAGAAUGCUUAGUAAUGUGUAAAUUGCAGCUCACAUAUAAAAUAUCAGUUUAAAUGACAGUAGAUUAGCAUAUUUCAGGGAUGGGGAACCUUUGGCCUAUUUCGGACCACCAGGAAAGCCACACACACCUGCCUUACACAUGACAUAUAUGACAUGAAGUGUGGGGCAGAUAAAGGCAGGGCUUGGCCUAAUUAAAUGCUGUCCAAUUUGGUGAACUCCUAAGAUUCUUUCUGUUUCCAGGAGGAUGAGGCUGAGACCAUGAAGGUGGAAAUGCUGAGAAUUGGUCUAGCACGAAACCUUGCACGAGCCAUUGUCAAAGAAGGCACAUUGGAAGAAUCAUGAGAUCACUUUAUUGGAGCGGCUCACAAACUUUGCGUCAGUUACUUACUGUACAUAUCAUGGCUGUUUUUUCUAGGAAUAAAUGUCAUCUUUUGCACUUUUCUUUUUAAAAUUGCCUUUUGUAACAUAAAACAGUGGAAGAGCAAAUUCCUUUCUCCAGUGAAUUUAAUGGAAAUUGAGCUUUCUGCUCUCCUAGAC
Podarcis lilfordi (Lilford's wall lizard) is the source of this 22145-nucleotide messenger RNA. NCBI's taxonomy places the organism in Eukaryota, Metazoa, Chordata, Lepidosauria, Squamata, Lacertidae. The record is from the annotation of a GenBank genome assembly.